GAUUCUAGGAAGAGUAUUGACCAUGAGGAAGGCCACAUGUUAGUCAGUGUUUACUAAUCCCACCGAAGAAAAUGAAGGCACGUUUCAGCUUUGCUGAUCCUUUUCCCACCACUGUUGGCUGAAUGAGAAAUGGUUGUGUGAUUAUGCUGACACCCCAGCAUGCAUUUGGUAGACCUGUGGUUAACUCGUUCCCUCUCCAUGUGUCUGCUCUUACAAAGUUUUGUCCUCAUGAUACUGUGCUUUCAUUCUGCCAGUAUGUGCCCAAAAGGCUGCCUCUGUUCUCGCUCCGGAGGUCUGAACGUCAGCUGUAGCAAUGCGAACCUCAAGGAAAUACCCAGAGAUCUUCCUCCAGAAACAGUCUUACUUUAUUUGGACUCCAAUCAGAUAACAUCUAUCCCCAACGAAAUUUUUAAGGACUUGCACCAACUGAGAGUCCUCAAUUUAUCAAAAAAUGGGAUUGAGUUUAUAGAUGAACAUGCCUUCAAAGGGGUGGCAGAAACCUUGCAGACUCUGGAUUUGUCCGAGAACCGGAUUCAAAGUGUUCACAAAAACGCUUUCAACAACUUAAAGGCCAGAGCCAGAAUUGCAAACAAUCCCUGGCACUGUGACUGCACGCUGCAGCAGGUGUUGAGGAGCAUGGCUUCCAACCACGAGACAGCCAACAACAUCAUCUGCAAGACUUCUGUGCUGGAUGAACAUGCUGGGAGACCCUUCCUCAAUGCUGCCAAUGAUGCUGACCUCUGCAACCUUCCUAAAAAGACUACCGAUUACGCCAUGCUGGUCACCAUGUUUGCCUGGUUCACCAUGGUGAUCUCAUAUGUGGUUUAUUACGUCCGGCAAAAUCAGGAGGAUGCGAGGAGGCACCUUGAGUACUUGAAAUCCCUGCCAAGCAGGCAAAAGAAACCAGAUGAAGCUGAUGACAUUAGCACUGUGGUAUAGUAUUCUGAAUACAAUGACUGCCUUUGUGAUGGAAACUAGAUUUAGAUGACACUAAAAUCAGAGGUUUACUUUUACCAUUCAUUGUAAAAAUUAAGACUUUUGGGGUUUUUUUUCUGUUUAACUGAAUUACACCACUGUUGAGCUUUCUAACAGAAAGUUUUGUCUGGGUGGUUUACUUUAUUUAUUUCUCUGGUGGCAUCCUAAAGCAAGUGAAUUAAUAUGUAAAUGUUAGUUUAGACCCAUUCCACUAUUUAAUAACGAAAUUUAUUUUUUUAAUUUAAAAAAACAAAUAAAAGCUUAAAUUUGAACCAUGUAAA
Molecule: messenger RNA, 1256 nt
Organism: Antrostomus carolinensis (chuck-will's-widow)
Lineage: Eukaryota; Metazoa; Chordata; Aves; Caprimulgiformes; Caprimulgidae
Gene: LRRC3B
Product: leucine rich repeat containing 3B
Exons: 1
Coding region: 160-939 (259 amino acids)
Molecular function (GO): protein binding
Source: RefSeq, a predicted model, not a curated record